CAUCCAUGGAGAUCCUGUGCAGCCUUCCUCAGCGUUACCACUUCCAAAACCACAUUCCAACAUGACAUAAAAAGACAGACCGGCUUUUCUAAGCAGCAGCUCGAAGCCUUUUGGUCCGUUUCUUUCUUUCCUUUCUUUUUCUUUUUCUCAGCAUCCCAUUAGCGGUGCCAAUCUUAACUUUCUGCCCGCUUCCUCUCUCACUUCUUUACCCGUCUCCGGGAGAGAAGUCAGUUCCCCGGGAAUUAAAGGAGGUCGUUGGGUUUUCUUCUUUUCCUUUUCGCUUCUUUUUUGGUACUUCUUGGAUGCGCAUGGAUGUGGCAGCAGCGGAAGCGGGGACGUCUCUGCCGGGUAUCCGACUCCGGAAUCGGGCGAAGCAAGUGAUGCCGAAUCAGAAGAAGGUGAAAGCGCGGCGGAAACGGCGAAAGGAGCUGGUUUUAAUCCAGAUCUGCUUGUUCGGCGGUUUGCUCCUGGUCGUUAAAGGGUUUUCCUCCUUAGCGGAAAAUUCAGGUUUUGAUGUCUCCAGCCACAGCGGCGAGGACCAGGAGAGGUGGAUCGGAAGGAGGCUGCUGCAGGACACGGACAACAACAGCAGCGAGGAGACAGAUUUACAAAAAGGAACAAGGAACUGCACUCCUCCAGCUCUGCACGAGUUCCCUACGGACCUGUUCACGAACAAAGAGAGGACAGAAGGAGCCGUGGCCUUGCACGUCCUGUGUCGUCUCAAUCUCAGCGAGGACGUCGCAGGUGCGACCUUUAUGGCCGCUGGCAGCUCGGCUCCGGAGCUCUUCACAUCCAUCAUAGGCAGUGAAGCUGUCUCACUGGGCUCUACUCCGAGAUUCGAUUUAUUACACGUUUUCUGUCACUGCCCUCAUUGCGCUGGGUGGGAAUCUCUCGUCCUGAUCCUGAUGUAUGCGGUCUACAUCCUCAUCAUGAAGUUCAACGGCCGGGCCCAUCGCUACUUCGACCGUCGAAAGAAGGGCUCGGUGAAUCUGGCCAAUGGGCUCACAGGAAGCACUGAUCUGGAGGAUGUCACGUGUGACGCCACUGCAGUCCUGCUUAAAAAAGCGAACUUCCACUGCACGCCGUCUGUGCUGAUGGUGGACGAGUUGCUGUCUGCCUACCCCCACCAGCUGUCUUUCUCUGAGGCCGGCAUGAGGAUCAUGAUCACCAGUCAUUUCUCCCCGAGAACCCGGCUCACCAUGGCCUCUCGCAUGCUGAUCAAUGAGAGACAAAGACUGAUCAACACCACGGAGACUCGAGUCAAUCGCAUCACGAAUGGUGACUCUGAGUCUGCAGCCAGGGCUCAAGGGAGGCGGGGCCUAGAGAAUGGGAUGGGCGGAGUCGAGCAGGGUGUGAACGGGAGGUGCAGACUUCAGCGGCUGGAGAAUGAGACGGAGAAUGAAAAUGAGGACAACGAGAACAAUGAGAAUGACGAGGAAGGAGAGGAAGAGGAUGACAAAGAGGGCCCCCUGGUGCCCUUUAAAGUUCCAGCGGGUGUGUGUAACAAGCUCAAGUGGCUGGUCAUGUGGCCGCUGUCCCUGCUUCUGUUCUUCACGGUGCCCAACUGUGGCAAACGCCGCUGGGAGAGGUGGUUCAUGGUCUCCUUCUUCACAGCCACCAUCUGGAUCGCCGGCCUCUCGUACAUCAUGGUGUGGAUGGUGACCGUGAUUGGCUUUACUCUCGGCAUCCCCGACGUCAUCAUGGGCAUCACCUUCCUCGCAGCGGGCACCAGCGUCCCAGACUGCAUGGCUAGCGUCAUAGUGGCGCGGCAAGGUCUGGGAGACAUGGCCAUCUCCAACUCCAUAGGCAGUAAUGUGUUUGACAUCCUGGUGGGUCUGGGUCUGCCCUGGGCGCUGCAAACGCUCUGCAUCAAGACGGGCUCCACCAUCGAACUUAACAGCAGAGGACUCAUAUACUCCGUGGCUCUCCUACUAGCCUCAGUAUUCUUCACAGUCCUCGGCGUCCAUUUGAACAAGUGGACUCUGGACUGGCGACUGGGCUUGGCCUGCCUCAUCUUGUACGCCAUCUUUCUGUCCUUCUCCGUCCUCAUCGAGUUCAACGUUUUCACUUUCGUCAACCUCCCCAUGUGCCGAGACAUCCACUGACCCUCCCGCCUUCUCCUCCUCUUCUUCUUCUUCUACUAAUUCUUCCUCUGGCUGAUGGGGGAACCUCACCUGGCUUCCAGUUUCAUGGCGCCUCCAAACAAAGUCCUACCUAUUACUUAAUAGAAAAAUAGAGUUCUGUAUGAUUUAUAUUUGGUGCAAUACACACGAGCGGCGGAGAGAAGGACGUCGGAUGUUUUGGGGUUAUUUUCUGGAGGAAGAGAAAGUGCCAGCGGCGGGAUUGCUGCCGAUCAUGUAUAAUGAACCAAAACGUUGGCUGGAGUGAACUUAACUGUAUUAACGCCGACAAUUAGGCUACUGUUGGUGAACAAGCUGCUACUGUAACUGACUGACUGAGGCGAGAAAAGAGAGAAGUCAGCGAUUUUUAGCUGGAUUGUUUGUUACUCUUUCUACAAGUUUGGAUAUAAAGCACACGAUUAAGUAAUUUUUAAGCAAAAACUGGCUUCCUGUGUAUAUAUUAGAAGUACUUCUAUCAGCUUUUGUGUGGAAUCCUCUUAUGCACAACUGGAUCGGUCUCGCAAAGCCGAAAUAUUCUGUGUUUUCCUUUAGGCUCAAAAUGCUUCAACACGUCUCCUACCAGCCCACGCAGCAUGCCGUAACAGCCACAGCUCUAGCUUUGCACUGUCACAGAGAUAUUUAUCACAUAAAGUCUGCUCUUGGCUGUUUUGUUUUUGUUCGUCGUACCCGAGUAGAUGUGGGCUUUAAAUUUUCCCACACGAUGAAAGGGAUCUACCUGGAACUGACAUCCAGCACCGUCACUUUAUGGAUUAGAGAUUUAUUUCUUUUAAUAUUCUAUUGCAAAGCGUCUGCAGGUAAACAUGUAACUACUGAAGUUAAACUUCCCUGUAGGCAGUAGACGUCUCGUUUAUUGAAAAGUUAGCUUUUAGUCGAGUGUAACGUUAUUUCUUAAAGCCAAAAGUAUUUUUAGAUUAGCCGAACUUGUAGAUUUGGACUUAAGAGUCGAAUGCACAGUGUGUUUGUGUUUGUGUGUGUGUGUGUGUGUGAGUGAGCGCGUGCCACAAUCUGGAGCGGAUGCAAAGCAUGCCGAGGAUGUGACUGGGAAGACGUAAUCGUGAUUUAUUUAUGAAUUAAUUUAUUCGAAGAUCACGUCUGACCUCCAGUUUCAGCCUUUUGGAUCGUGUACAGUGAUUUCAGUGGAAGCUGUGUACAAUGUACUGUACCUAAUAUAUAAUCUAAGUACUGGAAACUGACUUGAUGUUGUUUAUAUUUAAGAAUAGAACUUUAUAAUUUAUAAGUUUUGUAUAGUUUGGAAACGUUGCAUUUAUAUUAGUUUAAACACAGUGGAUUUGGAGACAAAGGAUGGAAAUGUCGGCCUUUACAAACCUCUCACAUGUCCUGAUGUGUCGCCCUCACGUGUUAAAUUAGGGAUGAGAUGCAGAUGUAAAGGAUUUCUUUUCAGGAAAAAGGAAACAUCAGACUUUGAACUUUCACAACAGUGCUUCAAUUACUGUGCCGUCUCUUGUAUUUGAGGCUCGCGGCACCACUGUUAGAACAUUACGGUCACUCUGUUGCAGCAUGUGUUCAAAGAAAACGUGGACUUUUUAUUUCAGUUCUUGAAUCUGAUCCAUUCAAAGCGUCCCGCAGUCACAGGAUGGCGCUGUAGAGCUGCGCCAUGCCUUCAGCGAGGCUGCGCUUUGGGUGUGUGGGGGGAUAUUUUCAGGUAGGCUACAUAGUGACAUAUACUGUUCGGUUUUGCAUGCCUCUUUCAUAGUUCUGAUUAUUUUGUGUGUAAUUCUAAUGCAACAUCUAAAAGGCACUGUCUUGGUUAUGCUGUACAUAUCAGGAGGAAUACGCUAUCAUAAACGCAGGUGUUGGAAUAACUUCUGAUGAGCAGUUAUAUUUGAGAUAUAUACAGUAUUUAGGAUGUAGGCCUACAGCACUUAGUUUCAGCUAAUUCUCGUCAUUUUAUGCUCAUGUCUGUUAACUUGUUUGUAAAUCCUCGUUUUUGUUGAUGAGGAGCUCUGGGCAGGGACAGACGGACACCUUCACCUUGUUCCCAGUGAUCUUCUUGCAAUAAAUUGAUUUACAUACA
Neolamprologus brichardi is the source of this 4176-nucleotide messenger RNA. Lineage: Eukaryota; Metazoa; Chordata; Actinopteri; Cichliformes; Cichlidae. The record is from RefSeq and is a predicted model, not a curated record.